This is a messenger RNA of Homalodisca vitripennis (glassy-winged sharpshooter), 861 nucleotides long. Its product is annotated as transcription factor 15-like. Bases 101 to 661 code for a protein of 186 amino acids. Gene Ontology annotation, molecular function: DNA-binding transcription factor activity, RNA polymerase II-specific; RNA polymerase II transcription regulatory region sequence-specific DNA binding; protein dimerization activity. The transcript is spliced from 5 exons. NCBI's taxonomy places the organism in Eukaryota, Metazoa, Arthropoda, Insecta, Hemiptera, Cicadellidae. Gene Ontology annotation, biological process: developmental process; regulation of transcription by RNA polymerase II. The record is from RefSeq and is a predicted model, not a curated record.
GGGGGAGGGGGUGAGGGGCGGUCCUGGAGCAUCAGUCAGUCGUUCAGCAGAAAGCACGACGAGGAAACGGAAGUCGACCCUACUAGCGUGAGGAGGAGCCAUGGAUACGGAGAAGCCCACAAGCAGGAAACGGAAAGGAGAGCCGUUAGAAUCCACAGUCCGGCGACAAGCGAACGCCCGGGAACGAGAUCGUACACACAGUGUAAACUCGGCCUUCUUGAUGGUGAGGACUCUGAUCCCAACAGAGCCGCCCGACCGCAAGCUGUCAAAGAUAGAGACAUUGCGAUUAGCUACUAGCUACAUUGGACAUCUGAAAUGCCAGCUCAUGGCAGGGCGAGAAGAGCAACAGCCGUGCCUCAAAGUGAACACAGGGACAUGGCAAGCGGCUCGACUACCAGUUUGUACAUUUUGUCUGGCCUCACAGAAGAAACUGUGCUCCAGGCUGCCACCAGUACCAAACACCUUUAACUACUCGCUCUCUGCCCCGGCCUGCUACGGCAUGGGCAUGCCUUACAUGUGGGAGCCUGGCAACUCCCAGGGCUACGCCAUGCGGUCCGUAUCCGAUCUCAACAACCGGUAUCCUGGGGAGACCUACAGUGAAGAGGACAUCAGGCAGACCAGUCUACCAGACUUACCGUUCGGACCUCCAAAAUACUAUUAAGUCAAAGACAGCCAAUAAAUAUUAAAAAAUAUAGCUAAUUGUAAAUUAAAAAAUUAUUUUUACUUAUGUAAGCAGUUAAGGGUUUUUACCAAAUGAUUAAAGUAAGUUUUUGAUAAUGUGCUGUUUUUUAUGACCACGAAAUUUUCUAAUUUGUUUUAAAUCCUCAGCAAUAUGGUUUAAUAAAGUUCAAAUACAAAACU